Molecule: messenger RNA, 2118 nt
Organism: Grosmannia clavigera kw1407
Lineage: Eukaryota; Fungi; Ascomycota; Sordariomycetes; Ophiostomatales; Ophiostomataceae
Product: mitochondrial carrier protein
Exons: 3
Coding region: 1-2118 (705 amino acids)
Biological process (GO): malate-aspartate shuttle; aspartate transmembrane transport; L-glutamate transmembrane transport
Molecular function (GO): L-aspartate transmembrane transporter activity; calcium ion binding; L-glutamate transmembrane transporter activity
Source: RefSeq, a predicted model, not a curated record
AUGUCGCUCGCAACGUCCACGGUCAAGGAGGCCAUCACGGAGGGCCUGAUUGGUCAUGAGAAAUCUUCGCAGCUGUCGGCGCAAACACGAAUUCGCUUCCUCAAGCAUGCCGUCAAGGAUGCCGAGACCGGAGAGCUGUUCAUGAAACUCGACCAGUUUCUCGAUGCUGUCGCGCCCGAGGGCUCGGACUUUCACAAAAUCCAGCGGGAGCAGUACACGAUUCUCUUUCCCGUGGUGGACCGCCAACGUCGCGGCCGCGUGUCCCUGGCCGACUGGGCGUACUUUGAGAACAUCCUGGCCAAGCCUGACGCCGAGUACGAGAUCGCAUUCCGGCUGUUCGACGCCGAGGGCCUCGGCACCGUCCGCUAUGACGACUUCCGGCGGCUGUACGAGCUUAACAAGGGCACCGACAGCAUCCCGUUCAACUGGGACUGCGAGUGGACCCGGCUGUACAUUGGCGACAAGCGCAAGCGUCACGACCUGGACUACGCCCAGUUCUCGCAGAUGCUGCGCGGCCUGCAGGGCGAGCGCAUACGCCAGGCCUUCCAGCUACUCGAUCGUGACGGCGACGGCUACAUUGAGCCGCAGGAAUUUGAGCGCAUCAUCGUCGAGACGGCGCGCCACAAGCUGUCAGACCAUCUGCUGGCGCACCUGCACACGCUCUGCAACAUCUCCCAGGGCAGCAAGGUCUCGUAUGCCAAUGUACGGGCGUUCCAGAACGUGGUGACCGAGAUGGACCUCGUCGAGCUCAUCGUCCACCGCGCCUGUGCCAAGGCUACCGACGGCAAGAUCACGCGCACCGACUUCCUCAACCAGGCUGCCCGCACUGCGCGCUUCUCUCUCUUCACGCCCAUGGAGGCCGACAUCCUCUUUCACUUUGCCAGUAUUGACGAGCCGUCGGGCCGGCUGGGCUUGGCUGACUUUGCCAAGGUGCUCGACCCAUCAUGGCGCAGCCAGGAGGCACAUCUGUCCUCGGCCGCAGCUGCUGCUGCUGCGGUCGGCACGGGCGCCGGACAGCCCAAGGCGCGAUCGGCUGCCCGGUCAUUCCUGUCGGACGCGCUCGAGUCGGCGUACAACUUCGGGCUAGGCAGCAUAGCUGGCGCGUUUGGCGCGCUGAUGGUGUACCCGAUCGAUCUGGUCAAGACGCGCAUGCAGAACCAGCGUGAUGCACGGCCGGGCGAGCGCCUGUACAACAACUCGAUUGACUGUUUCCGCAAGGUGGUGCGCAACGAGGGCUUCCUGGGCCUGUACUCGGGCGUGCUGCCGCAGCUCGUGGGUGUGGCGCCGGAGAAGGCCAUCAAGCUGACGGUCAACGAUCUGGUGCGCGGCUGGUUCACGCGCAAGGAUGGCAGCAUCUGGGUGGGACACGAAAUGCUGGCGGGUGGUAGUGCUGGUGCCUGUCAAGUGGUCUUUACGAACCCGCUGGAGAUUGUUAAGAUCCGCCUGCAGGUGCAGGGCGAGGUGGCCAAGAGCGUCGAGGGUGCACCCAGACGGUCGGCCAUGUGGAUCAUCCGCAACUUGGGCCUGGUGGGCCUGUACAAGGGUGCGUCGGCGUGUCUGCUGCGUGACGUGCCGUUCUCGUGCAUCUACUUCCCGACGUACAGUCACCUGAAGAAGGACUUGUUCGGCGAGUCCAGGACGAAGAAGCUGGACGUGUGGCAGCUGCUGACGUCCGGCGCCAUUGCUGGCAUGCCGGCUGCAUACCUGACAACGCCGUGCGACGUGAUCAAGACCCGGCUACAGGUGGAGGCCCGCAAGGGCGACACGCAGUACACGGGUCUGCGCCACGCUGCCAGCACCAUCUGGAAGGAGGAGGGUUUCAAGGCCUUCUUCAAGGGCGGACCGGCACGCAUCCUGCGGUCGUCGCCGCAGUUCGGCUUCACGCUGGCGGCGUACGAGGUGCUGCAGACCCAUCUCCCGUAUCCGGGCCAGAGCAACAAGAAGAACAAGGAGCUGCUUCUGUCGGGUGCUGGCGCAGUCGAUGCGUCCAGUCCGGUGAUUCGCAGCCGCAAUGCGCUCCGGAUCAUCCUGGACCUGGACGAGAACUUUGGAAAGCUGCGACUGCCGGAUCAGAAGGGCUGGCAGUCACUGCCCAACAGCCUGAGCGGCCGGGCAUGA